CUAAAUCUUUUGCUGAUGAUCCCAUUUGGCUUGCCGAAACUGGUUCGGAUGAAGAUUGAGGUGGGUUUAGGAGGUGGGGUUUGGAAUGAUGAAGAGAAGGCCAUGGUUGCUACGGUUCUGGGCACUAGAGCUUUUGAUUACUUGAUUUCGAACUCGGUUUCGAAUGAAAAUCUGUUCAUGGCCAUAGGCAGCGAUGAGAAUUUGCAGAAUAAGCUUUCGGAUCUCGUGGAACGCCCAAACGCGUCGAAUUUCAGCUGGAACUACGCGAUUUUCUGGCAAAUUUCGCGGUCCAAGUCGGGGGAUUACGUUUUGGGUUGGGGAGAUGGGUCAUGUAGAGAGCCUAGGGAAGGCGAAGAGUCUGAAGGCGCGAGGAUUCUCAAUCUUCGUCUUGAGGAUGAGACUCAGCAGAAGAUGAGGAAAAGGGUGCUUCAGAAGCUGCACAAGUUGUUUGGGGGCUCAGACGAGGAUAACUAUGCUCUUGGAUUAGACAGAGUUACCGAUACUGAGAUGUUUUUUCUUGCAUCCAUGUAUUUCUCGUUUCCUCGAGGGGAGGGUGGCCCGGGCAAGUGUUAUGCAUCAGGGAAGCAUGUAUGGCUCUUCAACGCACUGAAAUCGACCUCUGAUUACUGCGUUCGGUCAUUUCUUGCUAAAUCUGCUGGAAUUCAGACCAUUGUUUUGGUCCCAACUGAUGUCGGGGUAGUUGAACUGGGUUCGGUGAGAUCUGUGGGUGAGAGCUUGGAGUUGUUGCAGUCAAUUAGGUCGUUAUUUUCAACACAAUCCUCUCAUAUGAGGGUUAAACCGAUGGCAGCGUUACCUGUUAUGGGUGAAAAGAGGGAUGAGAAUGCUCAUCUGGCUAAUUCUGCGAUAGUGGAGCGAGGGGAAGUAGUCCCCAAAAUUUUUGGACAGGAUUUGAAUUCAGGAAAUACAGGUCGGCCCCAUUAUAGAGAGAAACUGGCUGUUAGAAAAAUGGAAGACAGAUGGGAUUCGUACUCAAAUGGUAACAGGAUUGCGUUUUCAAGUCCCCGAAAUGGUAUUCAUGCUUCCAGUUGGCCGUAUGGUCAUGGCGUCAAGCAGGCUAGCCCGAAUAGCAUUUUUGUUUCUCAAAGCCCGGGGAAUAACAUUCAGGAGCUUGUUAAUGGGGUUGGAGAAGAGUUUCGGCUUAACCAUUACCAGCCGCAAAAGCAGGUGCCAAUGCAAAUUGACUUUUCAGGGGCUACUUCAAGGCCUUCGGUUAUAAACCGUCCGAUGAGUGCUGAAUCCGAGCACUCAGAUGUCGAAGUUUCAUGCAAGGAAGAGCGACCUGGCACAGCAGCUGAUGAAAGAAGGCCAAGGAAACGGGGCAGGAAGCCUGCCAAUGGAAGAGAAGAACCUCUCAAUCAUGUUGAGGCAGAGAGGCAGCGGCGAGAGAAGCUAAACCAGCGGUUUUAUGCUUUGCGAGCUGUUGUGCCCAAUAUAUCCAAGAUGGACAAAGCCUCCUUGUUGGGAGAUGCCAUUGCAUACAUUAAUGAGCUCCAGGCUAAGCUUAAGGUCAUGGAAGCAGAUAGGGAUAAUCUUGGGAGUUCUUCGAGAGAUGCAUCAUCUUUAGAAGCUACCGCGAAUCCAGAAAGUCAGAACCGAGCUCCUGAUGUUGAUAUUCAAGCUGCUCAUGAUGAGGUUAUUGUUAGAGUUAGCUGUCCUUUGGAGUCGCACCCUGCAUCAAGAAUCAUCCAAGCCUUCAAAGAGGCACAAAUCUCUGUUGUUGAGUCGAAACUUUCCGCUGCAAAUGAUACUGUGUUUCAUACUUUUGUAAUCAAGUCUCAAGGAUCUGAACAGCUGACAAAGGAAAAGUUGAUUGCAGCAUUUUCCCGGGAAUCAAACUCCUUACAGAUGACAACGUCUGUUGGAUAGUACAAGAAUUGCAAUUAACAUAGUCUAUAUAGGGCAUAAUAGUGAAGAACCCGUUUAAAAGAUUCUUCAGAGGUUUUGAUACAGCAGCUAGCAGGGGAUCCUAAAAGUAAGAGCAGUGCCAGCUAGAGUAGAGAAAUAACUACCUAUUAACCAAGUAGUGCAGCAAAAUUUUCUGUCAUUGUUUAUAGCAUACAUAGUUUUGUCAUAAGUAUUCUUGCAAGGUGGAGUAAAUCUGUAAGUUUGACCGACCCUACAUCAUUGCUAUUAAGAAGCUGAUAAAUUUGUUUUGUUUUCCCAAACUUUAUAGUUCUAUGAAUUUUUUAUUCUUUUUUUCUAGUCUACGCGUUGUUGUUAGGACUGUCUUCCUUUGGCUGGAUAUGAACUUCUCAGCAAUCUUAUUGCUGCUUGUAUUGUCGAAGGAAAUUAUAGAGUUAUAAAUGAAUACCAAGAAUUUGCAUUUCAUUA
Messenger RNA from Ziziphus jujuba (common jujube), 2352 nucleotides. Its product is annotated as transcription factor MTB1. Bases 16 to 1887 code for a protein of 623 amino acids. Gene Ontology annotation, molecular function: DNA-binding transcription factor activity; transcription cis-regulatory region binding; protein dimerization activity. The transcript has 2 exons. Gene Ontology annotation, biological process: regulation of DNA-templated transcription. NCBI's taxonomy places the organism in Eukaryota, Viridiplantae, Streptophyta, Magnoliopsida, Rosales, Rhamnaceae. Gene Ontology annotation, cellular component: nucleus. The record is from RefSeq and is a predicted model, not a curated record.